Messenger RNA from Dothidotthia symphoricarpi CBS 119687, 2020 nucleotides. Its product is annotated as PLP-dependent transferase. Gene Ontology annotation, biological process: transsulfuration. Bases 159 to 1928 code for a protein of 589 amino acids. The record is from RefSeq and is a predicted model, not a curated record. Lineage: Eukaryota; Fungi; Ascomycota; Dothideomycetes; Pleosporales; Dothidotthiaceae. Gene Ontology annotation, molecular function: cystathionine gamma-synthase activity; pyridoxal phosphate binding. The transcript has 2 exons.
GCUGCUCAACAAACCUGGCAACAUUAUUCCCCUGCUCGAAACUGAUACCCAGAAGCUGUCAGCAUAAGAGUGGGCAAGGUCGGUCUUAUCCGGUCUUCCUGGGCCAAAUUGCGAGAAGCAUUGCCAGGGCCAGUAGAAGACUAAGAUCACAUUCCAACAUGCCUUCUCUACUGCAGUUUCCAUAUGAUUCAGUUACCAAAUCUCUUCCACAUCCUCCUCCUCUUGGCUCCCCUGUCCCUGCCCAUCGCCAUGCAGUCUCUGUUCAGCUACCGACCUGGCAGGAUAUGCGGGGAAUGGCUGCACAAGAACCGCGUGUUAUUAUGGUACAGCAGAUCGGCUAUCCCAGGUCUUUCCUCAAUCAAGAUGUCGUCAAAGUCAACAAUGCUUGCCUGGCUCUUCUCGGACAAGCAGAAGAGAAGUGCCUGAUAUUCCCAGCCUUGGAUCAUGCAAUAGCUUGCCAGGCCACAAUACACGACCUGUCACCCGAAGUAGCAGGUAGCGUUAGGAUCAGAGCCGUAGACUUCCAGUUGGAUGAAUCCUCGGUGACGGUAGCAAGGGACAACGUCCCAGGAAUCAGCCAAAACAUGCAUGAUGCUGCUCCGCGGCGCUUCUACCUCGUCUUCUUUCCUGCACAAGUCAAUGCUAGCGCCAUGGGUUUCUGGCGGCUCUCUGGAACGGGCAUCUCGUCACGCCUCGCCCAGAGCAUGCACGAACACCUCGACAAGAUAUCUGCCGCGCCUGUAGAUGAGCUGUCGGGGAGCAAUCCAAAUCUCUUCCGCGAACUUGCAGACAUGCAGGCAGACGGUAUGGUGCGCACACGCAUUGUGAAACUGAUCCAGCGCGCAUCUAUUAAUGUCGCUUCAAGCGCACGCUUUGUGCCAUCAGACGUUUUCCUCUAUCCAACCGGCAUGGCCGCCAUCUAUGAGGCCAACAAGCUGCUGCAGAGCUGGCGGCCGACACAGACGGUCGUAUUUGGAUUUCCCUACGAGCUUACCUUGAAACUGGUGCAAAAGUAUGGUCUGGGCUACAAAUUUUAUGGCUUCGGCACUGAGGCCGAACUCGAUGAGUUUGAAGACUACCUUGCCGACGAAUGGCAGCAGCAUCGUAUGGUGCAGUCAGUAUGGUGCGAGUGCGCAUCCAAUCCGCUGCUCAGGACUGUCAACUUCCAGCGUAUUCGACGCCUAGCGGACACAUACGGCUUUGUCGUGGUUGUCGAUGAGACGAUUGGCAGCUUUGCCAACGUCGACCUUGCAGGCAUUGCAGACGUUAUCGUCACGUCUCUCACCAAGAGCUUCAGCGGCAAGGCAAACGUCAUGGCCGGGAGCAUCGUCCUAAAUCCCUCGUCGCCUUACUACACGCCGCUCAAGCAGUCUCUUGACAGCACCUACGUAAACGAACUCUUCGGCGCUGACUCGCGUGUCCUCGAGCACAACAGCCGCAAGUUUCUCGCCCGCUCUACCAUGAUGAACAGGAAUGCGCAGCACCUCGUCUCGGUCCUCAGCCCCCUGGCCGGUACGCUAUCGAGCACGCUCACGCACGUGUACUAUCCGUCAACUUGCUGGUCGCGUGCAAACUACGAAGCGCGCAUGCGCACUGCCACGCCCGACUUUACUCCUGGCUACGGCGGCCUGUUCACGCUCGAGUUUGAGAGCGUCGUGGCAGCAGCGACCUUCUUCGACGCGCUGAACGUGCACAAAGGCCCGUCUUUGGGCGCACACGUGACACUGGCCCAGCCUUACGUGCAAACGGUGUUUAUGCGCGAGAAGGAGUGGGCGGCAUCGUACGGACUGAGCGAGUCCAUUGUGCGCAUCUCUGUGGGUUUGGAGGACGAGCAGGCGCUAGGCUAUGAGUUCAUGCGAGCGCUGCGUCUGGCGGACCGGUUCAAGGCAGGGAGAGAGCUGAAUGGCUAUCUGGAGAGCUUUCUAUAGUUAUUCAAAGAACACCCUCGAAGAAUUGGAAGUUGUUUGAUCAUUGAGAAGGCCAAACACAGUUUAUGUAGUUAGGAGGUCAAGCUCAUGGU